AUGCGCCUCCUGCUGGCGCUUGUGCUGUUUGCUAAGUCGCUGCUGCGGACCACCGGGUGCCUCGCCUCGCGCAUGCUCCGGGAGCACUGGCGAUGGGUGGUGAUUCCGGCGGCCUGGGCGCUCAUGUCGUACCUCAUCCUCGACUACACGAGCUCCCAGGUCGCCGAGAAGCGCUGGGAGUCGCUCGUCAGCAUGUGCCACGAGCGCGCGCGCAUGCUCAAGUACCAGGUCAACGUCAGCAUGAACAGCCUCCAGGCGCUCGCCAUCCUCAUCUCCACCUUCCACCACUCCAAGAACCCCUCCUCUGCCAUCGACCAGAUGACGUUCGCGAGGUACGCGGAGAGGACGGUGUUCGAGCGGCCGCUGACGAGCGGGGUGGCGUACGGGGUGCGGGUCAACUGCACCGAGCGGGAGCAGUUCGAGCGCCAGCAAGGAUGGAGCAUCAAGAAGAUGUACUCCUCCAAGACCAAGAAGCUGUCGCGGGGACCAGGGAACGCCACGGUCGCGGAGGUGCGGGAGCCGGCGGAGGAGUACGCUCCUGUAAUCUUCGCGCAGGACACCUACGAGAACGUCAUCUCCUUCGACUUGCUAUCCGGCGCUGUGAGCACUCUCUCCGCCCCCAGCCCAGCCCCUUCCUCCCCUCCCUUCCCCUCGCAAAGAUUUUAUAUUUUUCAAUAA
This is a messenger RNA of Miscanthus lutarioriparius, 678 nucleotides long. NCBI's taxonomy places the organism in Eukaryota, Viridiplantae, Streptophyta, Magnoliopsida, Poales, Poaceae. The record is from the annotation of a GenBank genome assembly.